GGGACUUCCGCUGCCGGGGAGGCGGUUUUGUGUGUGUGUGAGUGUGUGAGGUGCGCGCGGGUUCCCGCACCCCGCGGGCGGUGGCACUUGGGGCACCCGGUCCCGUCCGGUCCGGUCCGACCCGGCCGGCGCUGAGAGGGGGGGCGGCUGCGGCGGCGGCAGCAGCGGGCAGCCCUCCCGGGGGUUCGGUCCCGUCCGGCAGCGCUGAGGGGGGCCCCCCCCUUAAGGGGGCCCCUGCGAGACUGGGGGGCCCCCGCGUGUGUGGCGGGGUCCCCCCGAAGGUGCGGGGCAUCCCGGUGGUGGUGACGGCAAUUUCCCCGGUUCUCGGCUCCCCGGGCGGGGUGAGGGGCGGGCAGGUGGGCGAUGAAUGGUUUCAGCACCGAGGAGGACAGCCGGGAUGGGCCUCCCGCCGCCCCCUUUUACGGCCAGAGCUGCUGCCUCAUCGACGACGGCGACCGCUGCGUCCGCCCCGCCGGCAACGCGUCCUUCAGCAAGAGGAUCCAGAAGAGCAUCUCGCAGAAGAAGCUGAAGCUGGACAUCGACAAAAGUGUGAGACAUCUGUAUAUUUGUGAUUUUCACAAGAACUUCAUUCAAAGUGUUCGAAACAAAAGAAAGAGGAAGACAAGUGAUGAUGGAGGUGACUCUCCUGAGCAUGAAACAGAUGUCCCAGAGGUUGACUUGUUCCAGCUCCAGGUGAACACUCUGCGGCGUUACAAGAGACAUUACAAGUUGCAGACCAGGCCUGGACUCAACAAGGCUCAGCUAGCUGAAACUGUCAGUCGUCACUUCAGGAAUAUUCCUGUGAAUGAGAAAGAGACACUUGCAUAUUUCAUCUACAUGGUGAAGAACAACAAGAGCAGGCUGGACCAGAAGUCAGAAGGUAGCAAGCAACUAGAAUGAAGAUCAUAAAGACUUGGAAUAAGAGAGACCUUGAAGGAACAGAUGGUAUUGUGCAUAUUUGGUAUAUAAAAACAGUUGGAGUAUAUUGUAAAUUUUUUUCUAAAUGCAGUAAGUCUGGAUGACAGAAAAAAAUUCAGACAUUCUUAUCAGGAGUAUUUGAAAACAUGUGCCCAGUAUGUUUCUGAAGACUUCUUCCCCUCAUUUCAGAGUCACAUUGGAAUAAAGAAAUGAGGAUAAUGAGGAAACCAAGUAAACCUGUAGGACUGUGGAGUUUAUCAACCUAAUGUUUUAAACCAUUUCUGGAAAUCUACAUCUCAGUGCAAUUCAGAUCACAGAUGGGAUUUUUUCAAUGAGUUCAGACUGCAUCAGAACCACCAUGCAGUUUGUCUUGGUACAGGACUGGAAUAGCAGCAGAGAUAAAAUUCAGUAUUGAGGUGCGUGGGUCAGAAGUUUGUCUGAAGCUUGCUCCCCACCCACAUGUGCUCUGCCUUGCCUUGAGUCAGUGCUUCAAGUCCCAGACUUCUACAAAUGCUGCAGCUCACCAAAUCUACUCCAGUGAAUGCUACUUGACUAGUCUGAAAUUUAUUACUUUUGUUUGUUUGUUUUUAAUCACUUUUCCUCCUGCCCUCUUCUGACAUGGAUGCCAAACAACUCUUUGCAAUCUCUUUUUCUAAUUUCUUUUAUUUAAGAACUCACUAAUUAAUUGUCUGUAAGCAUUUAAAAACUCCUGCAUUUCCUCAGAAUGUGGUAUUAAGGCAAAUGCAGCUUAUUUGCUGGGUUUGGUCACGUUGGUAGAAACACUCACUUAAUUCACUUUCGUGUAUUCAAGUCUCAGAGUGGUGGCAGGGGAAACAGUGGCUUAAGACAUCUUCAUGUCUGUGCAAGAUCAGAUUUCAAUCAUAAAUGAUGUGUGUUUUACAUUGAAGCUAGUCUUUAGCAGGUGUCACAAAACUGCUGUGUGGAUUAAUGGGCUCUGCAGUCUCUGUUUAGUGUAAAGCAGGCUUCUGCUAGUGGGUGUAGCAUCAGAACCAGGGUAGCAAACUGAAUGGAGCACGAUGUGUUUCAUCUCUCUUUGCAGUGGGCAAAAAGUAUCAAAGCACUUGCCUUGUGUGAGCAUCAUCUCUGCUUUCGUAAGAGCUGUGUGAGGGGAGGGUGGCAUGCUGGUGCUCUGUACCUGGGCACUGUAGGAGGAUAUCUCUCUGAUUUUGUUAUUGAAACCCAAGAUAUCCUUACAAAUAACACUGUAGUUAUUUUGGCAAAAGGCACUUAGAAAACUGUUGGUUGUGACUGACUUCUCCAGUGACCUCAAGUUGUAUUCAAGGGGAUCUCAUAAUUUGAAGCACCACUGUUUCUUUGCUGUCCUAACCAAUGUCUCCAUCCUGGUACAAGAUGCCAGGGCUCCACAUAGACAGUAUAUUCUCAACAAGCCUUAAUCAACAAAACUGAACAGCAGAAAGCUAGCAUUUUAUCAGUGGCAGGGUUUAAUAUUCCAAAACUGGAUGAAGUUUUUUGAAGAGCUAAACAGACAGAUCACGAUCCCAGCUUAAUCCUGCAUGUUCCAUAAGUCAUGAGGGGUUCAUGUAGUGAAGCUCUUGCUGAAGCUCUCCAAGGGUCUCUUUAAAAAUCAAGUCACAAUCUGAAGCAGGUUGUUCACAUCAGCUCUGAAGUGUUUGCUAAUACUCCAAAAUCAUCUUCAAUGUGUCUGUCUCCUGUGUCAUAGGCAGAAUACUGUUAUGGUACACAUCCCAUCUGUAGUGUUUUGGGGAGUGUGAUUAUUUCAGCGUUUCCUUGUUCGACUCAGUGUGGAUUUUAAGAACAUCAGCCAGGAGAGGUUCAAGGAAGGAGAGAAUGUCUUGCAUUGGUAUUUCAUGAAUGUUUUAAAAUUUCCUAGUGACAGUGGUCCUUUCCUUAUUGAAAGGAGGGAGUAAUUCCCACAUCCAUCAGCAUGAUCUGUCUUUUAUUGAGGACAGAUAGCUAAAAGGGUGUGUUCUCUGACUGCAUGUUAAUCUUCAAAGUGCUUAUGUAAUCAGAGGGUAUUACCAAGGGAAAAUGCAUUUCUGAGUUGAGAGGGUUAUGCCUCGUUGUAACUUUUAGACCAAAACUGUAAAAAUGUAGUUUAUUUGCAAUUUACUUUUUUGUUGUUGUAUUUUGUUUUGCUUUAUUUCUAAGAGUAAAUAAAUCUGUUGGGGUGUUGUAGCAGCCAGCAGCAAAAAUGAUUGUUUUCAAGGAAAUAUGGUGGCAGGUUCCAUCUGUUCAGGUGUAUUCACUGGAAUGCUUUUUGUGCAGAGGUGGUAUCCAGGAAUUUUUUUUUUUUUUUUUUUUUUUUCCUGAAAAUAGUCAACUGAUGUGAAAUGUGAUCCUUGUUUGUUUCACUCCUAAAGCAAUUAUACUUUUUUGAAGAAAUCCUUAACAAAGUGUGAUAAUGAAGAAAUGUUUACCAGCCAUUAGCAGUUGUUUAUAAGGUGGCAAGCUUGGUGGCAAGACACCAAAGAAACAGAGGAAUCUUUGGCUGUCAGACCCCAUGGCCUUAUAAACCCUUGCAAAUGCCUUAUUACCUUGUUCUCAAUUUAACUGGAGCAAAAGAAAGCUGAUGUCUUGUUGGAAGGGUGAGCCACUUGAUGGCUCCCAUGCUAUAAACUGAAAUCACACGUCAAUUCAGUAGCAAUAUCCAUGUUCAGGGUGCCUGUGAUUCUUGAAAAUCAUUUAGUGUCUAAUAACCAGAAAACGCAACAAUGCAAUUGUCCUUCUGUAUAAUACCAUUCUGUGUACUUGAUUCCUUAUGCUGCAUGCCAAUUAAAAAAAAAGAGACUUUCCAACAUUUUUGUUUUAAACUCCAAAUGAAGCGUGUUUGAACCUCACACUUGUGAAGCCAUGAGGUGGGACGUUUUCUCAGCACUUUUAGAUGGGACUUGUUGGAAAGGUGAAAGACCCAAAUCACUUUGGCUGGUAUGAUAAGAUUUUUUUUUUUCCCUUUUAUGUUUUGCUUUUCACAGAUGGGCCUUAAAUUCUGUCUAGCUUUGAACCAUGGAGCACAAGCCUUGGGGGCAUGGAGGAUGACAAGGUGUCAUCUUCCAGUUAGAAUAGUGGAAGCUUAUUUCUUACAAGCCUGCAUAGGUGACAUUCACCCUGGAGCAGAGGAAUCAUCUUUGAAGCCCUCCAGCCAUUGCAUAGCCUAGUUCAAGUUCAUAGCCUCACUCAGUUCUCAUUGAAGAGUUGCAUUAACUUCAUUAGACAUCUAAAGAGGUGUAAAGCCAUUAGCAUGAAAUCCCAAUAAUGUGGAAACAUCUCUUAUAGGGUUCAUUUUAUUCUGCAUGCUGACUCUCUGCUGCCUUUAAGGGAAGGAGAAGAAAUCAUUGCUGGUAGUUACUGGCUUGAGCUCAACUAUAGAGAGUUGGAAGCAUGUGAAGAUUUGAGUUGUUGGCAACCUAAUGGCUGAAAAGUGCAAAUAUAUCCAAGGAGGCUGUGUUAGAAUGCAUGGUGUUUGUUUUUUUUAAUUUCUACAUCUCAAAGAAUAUUGUAUAUCAACCUGAAAUAAGCAGUUGCAUUAAAAGCUCAUGUUUCUUUUUCCAGGCACUUGAGAUGCUCGGCUUGAGAAGAGCAGGGAGGGGGGAAGUUUGUACCACUUGUCCCCAGUACUCCAGUGUCCCAGUUUUCCUUAGAAGUGUGGUUGUAAACCACUAGGUAGGCUGGGACACAAGACUUGGCCAAAAUAUAUCAAGUCUGGCAGAUCCAGUCAGUCUUAAGUGCAAGCUGGCUUCAGAGAGGUUCUGAAACCAAGAGCCAAAAUAAUUCACAGUAAGUGCAAGUUUUCAAGUGGGUCGUGAUGGCACAAAGAUGAAACAGGACAUGGCCCACAGAGAGACUGAACAAAACCCACUUCCACUGUUAGCAAAAUGAAGAUUUGUUCUGCACCAGCUCUUGUCAUGGGUGUUUCAGGAGAGGGGGUGAGGGGGGAGCAGUGCACUUUAUGCCUUUUGGUUGAGCCAAAUGUAAAUACCCAUGGGAGAUCUUCAGCAGUAACUGCAGUCGGGGGGGAGAGAAAUGGUCUGCUGGGAGACUGUUUAUGUAAAUUUGCAGAUCUUUAUACUUCCCCAGAGCACUAGAGACACUUUGCCUCUACCGUUUAGAAGAGUGGGUAAAACAAGGUAGCCUCCUGUACAGAAGGAGUUCUUGUAUUGCCCAAACUAUUGACUGAAGAGUCCCAAAGGUGAAGGAAUGUUAUUGAUGCCUCACUCCUCUUGUCACUGAUGCCCUUUAGCCAUCUCUAGCUUACCAAGUUAGGGAGUUCUCAUUUUCCACUUUCAAAGUGCAAAUGAACUGUUAGGAUAUAAGAUGCUCCUUGCACUUUUUUCACAGCUAUCCCUGGUCUUAUGUUUUUGACUUGCCUGGGAACACAUCUGUUUGGAAUGAAUCAAAUGGUUUAAGAAAUGGGAGGGGGGCUUCUGCCUUAAACCUGAACUUCCCUUGCAAGCAACUCUGCAGGCCAUUGGGUACAUCCACAGGCACCAGGAGCCUCUUCUUCAGCUGAGCUGUCACAGGGCUGGGUUUACUCCUGUCCUAACCACAGCUCUUGGCUUGCAGAUGGGGUGCAGGGGAGGUGAAUAGCAGGUAACUUGCAGAAUGGCUUGAAGUCUUAGCAGGCUUACUAGGAGAGAAAAGCUGUUCCCUCUUCUGUUUCUGGCCUCCAUGUAUUGUGCUAAUAUUAUGCCAAAUGUUUUGGACACCUUGUAUUUUUAACUGUUGUAAUAUAGAUGUGUAUUGUUAAAGCAACCUAGUAACUUAUAGCAAAAACUGUAGAACUGAUUUCUCUGAGGUUUAGGAAAUGUCCUGCUUCCACUGUGUAUGAAACUUUAACUCUGUACUGUCUGACAAAGAUAAAAUGCUGAAUUUCACUUUAAUAAAUGAUCUAGCUAGCAACAAGGCCUA
Calypte anna (Anna's hummingbird) is the source of this 5826-nucleotide messenger RNA. It is a transcript of the gene SAP30L, whose product is annotated as SAP30 like. Gene Ontology annotation, cellular component: histone deacetylase complex. Gene Ontology annotation, biological process: regulation of DNA-templated transcription. The record is from RefSeq and is a predicted model, not a curated record. The coding region runs from base 364 to 900 and encodes 178 amino acids. Gene Ontology annotation, molecular function: protein binding; transcription coregulator activity. The transcript is spliced from 4 exons. Lineage: Eukaryota; Metazoa; Chordata; Aves; Apodiformes; Trochilidae.